Nannochloropsis gaditana CCMP526 is the source of this 2286-nucleotide messenger RNA. Its product is annotated as deah (asp-glu-ala-his) box polypeptide 35. Gene Ontology annotation, biological process: positive regulation of transcription by RNA polymerase I. Bases 1 to 2286 code for a protein of 761 amino acids. The record is from RefSeq and is a predicted model, not a curated record. Gene Ontology annotation, molecular function: ATP binding; RNA binding. The transcript has a single exon. Gene Ontology annotation, cellular component: intracellular anatomical structure; nucleolus.
AUGAAGCGGCCGCGUGAAGAGGUGGGCUCUCAUCAACUUACUGCCUUCCAGCCAACUCCCUCGCGGCGGCAGCACCAAAACGCACGCCAGCAGUUGCCCAUCUGGCGACAGAAAACUUACGUUGUCGAGACUGUGCGGCGACAUGCCAGUGUUGUUCUCGUGGGCGAGACUGGCAGUGGAAAGAGUACUCAGGUACCUCAGUUUUUGCUCGAUGCUGGUUUUUGCGCUGGCAUCGUCGAGGCUCAAGGUAGCACACCAUCGCCGAUCCGGGCACGCAAACUGAUAGCAUGUACUCAACCACGACGCGUGGCGGCCAUUACUGUGGCUGGGCGGGUAGCCGAAGAGAUGGGUUGUGCGUUAGGCCAAGCCGUCGGCUAUGCGGUUCGCUUCGACGACAAGACCGGCCCGCGCACUGUCAUCAAGUACAUGACCGACGGUGUGCUUUUACGAGAAGCCAUGACUGACCCACUUUUAACGCGGUACGCUGUUAUUAUCCUGGAUGAAGCUCACGAACGGUCGUUGCAGACGGAUAUCUUGUUUGGGUUGAUCCGGCGUGCGCAGCGAGAACGCGAGGAUCUGCGCGUAGUGGUGAUGUCAGCUACCCUGGAUGUGGAGGUGUUCCGGCGAUUUUUUGAGACUGGAGGGAGAAAAGAAGAGAAGGCAUUGAUCAAAAGGCACGGAGAAAACGGGAAGCAUGAGAAAGGAAAGCUUUCGCGCGAAGGCCAGGCGUCCACGGUAGGCGUCGUGCGGAUCGAGGGCCGACAGUACGGCGUGGAGGUGUACUACUGCGAGGAGGCACAAGAGGAUUCCAUCGACGCAGCUUGUCUGGCCGUCCUUCAAAUCCACGAGAGCGAGCCCCUCCCCGGGGACAUUUUGGUGUUCCUCUCCGGUCAGGAAGACAUCGAGGCCCUUGCCGAGCUUCUGUCGGAGAGCGCCGGAACCGAUACUUCUAUCGGCAAGACAGGGCUAUGCAUGGAAAUUUGCCCUCUCUACUCAGCGUUAGCCCCGGAGGAACAAGCCAAGGCCUUUCAUCCUCCCAAGGGCCCCGCGAAGAGCACCCGAAAAGUCAUACUGGCCACGAACAUCGCCGAGACCUCGGUUACGAUCAACGGUAUCCGACACGUUGUUGACACGGGCUGGGUUAAGGUUCGACGCUACGUGCCUUCCACCGGACUCGACAGCCUCAAGACCACACAGAUUGCCCGAGCUCAGGCUCAGCAACGGACAGGCCGGGCCGGCCGGGAGGCGCCUGGGAAGUGUUAUCGCCUCUUUACCGAGUCCGCCUUCGAACGUCUGGACGCCGUGCCCCAGCCAGAGAUUCAGCGGGUAAACCUCACGCAGGUCGUGCUGCAACUCCUGGCCAUGGGUGUGGACGACCCUCAGCAUUUCGACUACCUGUCUCCCCCCUCAGCUACGGCCUUGGCCCGGGCCUUUGAGACCUUACUCGCCCUGGGCUGCAUCGCAGAGGGAGGCUUGUCACCUGGAGGGAACGUUGAUGGUACACGCAUUUUAAUCCCAGAAAAGGACGACAGACAGGCUGUGGAGGCCCAGGCGGACCAGAAGCCAUCGGGCCCUGCCAAGUCGCGCCCGGUAAUCACCCCGCACGGCCGUCGAGUGGCCUCCCUGCCCCUAGACCCCGUCUACGCACACUUCGUCCUCCGCGCCAGCGAACUCGGCUGCCUCUUUGAGGCGUUGACUGCCGUUUCCAUGCUGUCAGCGGAGAACGUCCUUUACAUGCCCUCCCCACACGGAGGCCCUGAUGCAGCUGAGCAACGAAACCGCGCCACGACUGCUCAUCGCGCGUUGGCAGCCUACGAUGGAGAUGUUCCUACUCUGGUGCACAUUUAUGAGCGGUGGGUGGCGGCGAAGAAGGGAAAUCGAUGGUGCUGGGAUCAUUUCGUGAACGCGCGGGCCAUGAAAAAGGCCGACGAGGUGCGGGAGCAAUUGCUGCUUCUGGUCCGUCGCCUGGGCUUAGACCCUUCCCAGUCCUGCGGGAACGAGCGGCAGAUCUUUCUCCGGAGUCUGGCUGCGGGACUGUUUUUGAACGUCGCACGGCGCCAGCCCGCUACCUCCCCCGCCCUGGGCAAAUAUUGCUACAAGAUGCUGGCGAACGGGCGGGAGGCGGCCAUUCACCCUUCCAGUGUCCUGCACGCCCGGAAUCCGGCCCCCCAGUGCGUCGUCUUUACGGAGGUCUUGACAACCAGUCGUCCUUACAUUCGCGGCGUCAGCAUCGUGGACCCUGCUGAUUUGCAGGAACUGGUGCCGCAAUUUUUUGGGCGGGCAUGA